ACUUUAAAAAUCAAAAAAUAAAUUUGUUUGUUUAUUUUGUAUUAAAACAGAUAUUUUAAAAGGAAAUUACGAUGAAUGAUUCAAUGAAUUAUUUUAACGAUUUUUUUAUUGAUUGUUCUAGGUAAAUAUGAAAGUAUUAAAAGAGUCAUUAUGAAUCAAAAUGAAUUAUUCAAUAAACUGCUUCAUUUGUUCGCCGGUGGACUUGGUGCAACCGCUGGUCAGUUUCUUACUUGUCCACUUGAUGUCGUACAAACCAGAUUGCUUUCUACAAAACUAAAUUUUUCUAACCCCACAAAUUUAACUGCGAUAAUUGGUAAUUCUUCGGUUUCUUUGAUAGCCCGUCCGAUUUUUGGAUUUGGAUAUUUUCAAAUUUUGUUUUCAUAUAUGAAGCAUAUGGUACAUACUGAAGGGGUACGCUCUUUGUUCAAAGGAUUAUCGCCUAGUUUGUUAGGUAUAGUGCCUGCAAAGUCUAUUUAUUUUUUCUGCUAUGCAAAUGCCAAGAGUUAUUUAUAUCAAAGUAAAUCUUAUACAAACCAGCAUACUGUUAAUACCAUUUCAGCUGUACUGGCUGGUUCGGUUACAGGAACAUUUACUAAUCCUAUUUGGUAUAUAAAGACAAUGCUUCAGCUUGAUAAAAGCAAAAAUCCGUCAAUUUAUCAAGUCGUAUAUAGAGGUUAUCAAAACCAUGGAAUAAAAUGUUUUUUUAGAGGACUAAGCGCGUCAUAUGUUGGCGUUUUAGAAACUGUUAUAUAUUUUCUCGUUUACGAAGAUUUAAAACAAUUAGUUAGUGCUAAUAAUGCGGAUCAGUUUCGCGCGCUAAAUGUAAUGAUAGCUGCAGUCCUAUCUAAAAGUACAGCUACUACAAUAAUGUAUCCACAUGAAGUUGUUCGCGUACGGUUGCGUGAAGAUGUUUAUGAUCUAAAUGGGCGAUUAAAAUAUCGAAAUUUUUUUCAAACUCUAUUCCGUGUUGCUAAGGAAGAAGGUCGUCCAGGAUUAUACGGAGGAUUUGGCACCAGUCUGCUGAGGCAGUUGCCAAACACUGCUGUGACGUUUUUGACUUAUGAAGCAAUAGUUUAUAUUUUCGGAAAAUAGAGUUCUUUAGAUUUUUGAGCGUUAAACAGAAAUUAUUUUUAGUCGUUGGUAAUUAAAUUUUUUUUUCAAAAUUUUUAACUAACAACGGUUUUUGUUACUAUACGCAAACUUUUUUUUAUUAUCGACAACAAUGCUUUUUUAUUACGAAUAGCAUUAGCACACACAUAUUCUUACCAAACAAUUUUAGUGAUGAGCUACAACAUAAAACAGUAUUAUGUUACCAACGGCACAAAAAAUCUAAUCAACAAUUCGGCAUAUAAAUCAUUGUAACUAAAAACAUCUAUAUUCUUACCAACAGUAAAAGUGAUACUAACAAUAUCGACAAAUUUUUAUAUAUUAAUAUAAACAGAUUUUAUUGUUUGGGUAUUUUUAAUUUUUAGGGACUCUAAAUUUUUAGAUCGUUUUUAAUUAUUUAAAAAAAUUUGUAUAUGUGUAUAUAAUUGUUUGAUUAAUUAUUCUUUAUAUUUCAAGUGUUAAGUUAUUAGUUACUAAAACGUUUUUCAUA
This is a messenger RNA of Hydra vulgaris (swiftwater hydra), 1597 nucleotides long. Its product is annotated as solute carrier family 25 member 36. Gene Ontology annotation, biological process: pyrimidine nucleotide import into mitochondrion. Gene Ontology annotation, cellular component: mitochondrion. Gene Ontology annotation, molecular function: pyrimidine nucleotide transmembrane transporter activity. The record is from RefSeq and is a predicted model, not a curated record. Lineage: Eukaryota; Metazoa; Cnidaria; Hydrozoa; Anthoathecata; Hydridae.